GUUGGCAACACUGCCUCUGUUGCAGUGGUGGAACAGGAAGUUCCGUUAAGGCGCCAGCACUGUGUGGUGAAGACCAUAUAUUUUGUGUCCGUUUCACAUGUAUUACUACAGGACGACUCAGAUCAAGUCUGAGGCCGGUAACAUCAACAGUGAGGACAACCUGCCUCUCUCCUUCCACACCGAGUCCAAACCUCCAGUCACUGGGUCCUGAUUGUGACAGUGGAGCCCAUUUUGCACUGCAGGAUCCAGAGAUGGCAUCAGUGAAGCUGGAAGACUGCAGUCAAACACUGGAGCUGAAUGUCAACAUUAAAGAUGAAGAAGAGGAGGAGAAGAUUGGGAAAUCUGUUUAUGAUGGCCGACUCCGGUCAAGUCUGAGGCCAGAAACAUCAACAGUGAGGACAAACCCAGCCUGCCUCUCUCCUUCCACACCGAGUCCAAACCUCCAGUCACUGGGUCCUGAUUGUGACAGUGGAGCCCAGUUUGUACUGCAGGAUCCAGAGAUGGCAUCAGUGAAGCUGGAAGACUGCAGUCAAACACUGGAGCUGAAUGUCAACAUUAAAGAUGAAGAAGAGGAGGAGAAGAUUGGGACAUCUGUUAAUCAUGGAGACCAUGUUGAGACAUUCUCUACAUCCAGAGAGCAACAGCAGGAAGAUCACAGAGCUAAGAAGUCUCGCCACCUCCCACAUUGUGAGGAGAUUUUCCCAUUUCUAUCAAAGCUAAAGAUACACCUAAAAAUACACACAGGAGAGAAUCUGAAAUCUUGUACUGACUGUGGGAAGAGAUUCACAACAUCACAAUCUCUGACUAUUCAUCAGAAAGUGCACAUUGGACAGAAGCCUUACUCCUGCUCUGACUGUGGGAAGAGUUUCUCCCAAUUGGAUAGGUUAAAAAGUCACCAACUAAUACACAGAGAGAAGCCAUUCUCCUGCUCUGACUGUGGCAAAUGCUUCAAAACAUCAACUGAGGUAAAGGUUCAUCAGAGAACACACACAGGAGAGAAGCCUUACUUCUGCUCUGCCUGUGGAAAGAGUUUCUCCCGAUUGGAUACCUUAAAAGUACAUGAACGUGUGCAUACAGGAGAGAAGCCAUACUCUUGCUCUGACUGUGGAAAAUGCUUCACCACAACAUCUGAUCUAACAGUUCAUCAGAGAACACACACAGGAGAGAAGCCUUACUUCUGCUCUGACUGUGGUAAAUGCUUCAAAACAUCAACUGAGGUAAAAGUUCACCAGAGAACACACACAGGAGAGAAGCCUUACUUCUGCUAUGCCUGUGGAAAGAGUUUCUCCCGAAUGGAUACCUUAAAAGUACAUGAACGUGUGCAUACAGGAGAGAAGCCAUACUCUUGCUCUGACUGUGGAAGAUGCUUCACCACAACGUCUGAUGUAACAGUUCAUCAGAGAACACACACAGGAGAGAAGCCUUACUUCUGCUCUGACUGUGGUAAAUUCUUCAAAACAUCAACUGAGGUAAAAGUUCACCAGAGAACACACACAGGAGUGAAGCCUUACUUCUGUUCUGACUGUGGGAAGAGAUUCACAACAGCACAAGCUCUGACAAUUCAUCAGAGAGUGCACACUGGAGAGAAGCCUUACUCCUGCUCUGACUGUGGGAAAAGUUUUUCCCGAUUGGAUAAGUUAAAAAGUCACCAACAAAUGCACAGAGAGAAGCCAUUCUCCUGCUCUGACUGUGGUAAAUGUUUCAAAACAUCAACUGAGGUAAAAGUUCAUCAGAGGACACACACAGGAGUGAAACCUUACUUCUGCUCUGACUGUGGGAAGAGAUUCACAACAUCACAAGCUCUGACAAUUCAUCAGAGAGUGCACACUGGAGAGAAGCCUUUCUCCUGCUCUGACUGUGGGAAAAGUUUUUCCCGAUUGGAUAAGUUAAAAAGUCACCAACUAAUACACAUAGCGAAGCCAUUCUCCUGCUCUGACUGUGGUAAGUGCUUCAAAACAUCAACUGAGCUAACAGUUCAUCAAAGAACACAUACAGAAGAGAAGCCUUACUUCUGCUCUGACAAUGGAAUGAGUUUCUCCCAAUUGGAAGAGUUAAAAUGUCCCCAGCGAAUACAAAUAGACAAAGUCUCACUUCUGCUCUAAUUGUGGGAAGAGUUUCCCCCGAUUUUAGAUACCUUUAAAAUGUCACCAGCGUAUACAUACAGGAGAGAAGCCUUACUUCUGCUCUGAUUGUGGGAAGAGUUUUACCCGAUUGGAUACCUUGAAAUGUCACCAACGUAUACAUAAAGGAGAGAAGCCUCAUCAGUUCUCUCAGACCAGCUAAGAGUAAAGUCAUUACAUCACUUCAUUCUCAUCUCAUAAAUGAAGUGGUAACAGUGAAUUUGAUAACAUUUAAGAAAGAAUAAAACACUAUUGGGAUCCUAUUGUUUCUCACUGUAAGAGAACAGUGCAGAGGAAAGGGUGUGUUAUAGAAUGUUAGCUUCUUGUUGUUUUACUGAUCAGUGAGCACCAUGUCAGUUUUAUUUAAUUGAGCUUUUACUCUAAAGAUAUUGAGAGUUCCUUGGAUUUGCCCUUAGGGUUGAAUGCCCUCUGAGGCUUCUCACAUUGUAACAAUGAAGUCUGAUUGUUGACUGUGUGGUACUCUGUGGGAAUAAGUUAGUAGAUACAACAUGUGUCAGAUAGAGAUGAUCAGUUCUCUGUGGGAAUGAGUUAGUAGACAACAUGUAUCAGAGAUGGUGUGAUGAUCAGUUUUCUGUGGGAAUGAGUUAGUAGACAACAUGUAUCAGAUAGAUGGUGUGAUGAUCAGUUUUCUGUGGGAAUAAGGUAGUAGAUAUAACAUGUGUCAGAUAGAGAUGGUGUGAUCAGUUCUCCGUGGGAAUGAGUUCGUAGACAACAUGUAUCAGAUAGAGAUGAUCAGUUCUCCGUGGGAAUGAGUUCGUAGACAACAUGUAUCAGAUAGAGAUGAUCAGUUCUCCGUGGGAAUGAGUUCGUAGACAACAUGUAUCAGAUAGAGAUGAUCAGUUUUCUGUGGGAAUGAGUUAGUAGACAACAUGUAUCAGAUAGAGAUGAUCAGUUUUCUGUGGGAAUGAGUUAGUAGACAACAUGUAUCAGAUAGAGAUGAUCAGUUUUCUGUGGGAAUGAGUUAGUAGACAACAUGUAUCAGAUAGAGAUGAUCAGUUUUCUGUGGGAAUGAGUUAGUAGACAACAUGUAUCAGAUAGAGAUGAUCAGUUUUCUGUGGGAAUGAGUUAGUAGACAACAUGUAUCAGAGAUGAUGUGAGUUUUCACCAUUUAGUUUGUUUUUUUGUUGUUUUGUUUUACUACUAAGCAACUUUUGUUGCGUGAUAUACAUACUUUGAAACGAUAAAUAUGUUAAUUAAAUUGUCUUAAAUAGAUGUAUUAUUUUCGUCAUUGAUGAAUGUAUUUGGAUGUUCUCAUUGAACUUAAUUGAUGUGCGAAUGAAAAAUAAAUAUUCUACUUGAAUUUGUGCUGGUCAAACUUUGGGUUAUCUAUACAGACAAUGCAAUGUUUUUUUGUUUAAUUGAUAUUAUUCAAACUAAUUUAAAUGUCUAUGUAUCUACUGAAUACAUGUCACUACACCUCUACAUGCCAAUUAGCUAGUCCCCAGUAUGUUCUACAAUGCAUACAAAUAAUGUUUUGCAGUAUAAAGGACAUGUUUUCUUAUUUACAUAAAAGUUAAAUAAAAUAACAUUUAUUUUGUCAAUGUA
Messenger RNA from Oncorhynchus kisutch (coho salmon), 3686 nucleotides. Its product is annotated as oocyte zinc finger protein XlCOF6-like. Gene Ontology annotation, biological process: regulation of transcription by RNA polymerase II. Lineage: Eukaryota; Metazoa; Chordata; Actinopteri; Salmoniformes; Salmonidae. Gene Ontology annotation, cellular component: nucleus. The coding region runs from base 252 to 2102 and encodes 616 amino acids. The record is from RefSeq and is a predicted model, not a curated record. The transcript is spliced from 4 exons. Gene Ontology annotation, molecular function: DNA-binding transcription factor activity, RNA polymerase II-specific; RNA polymerase II cis-regulatory region sequence-specific DNA binding.